UGCCGAAGCGGGAGCGGAUUUUACGAGCGUCGGCGCGGUCGGGGAUCAACGCGGCUCGGCGCUGUGGAGUCUGAAGCAGGCGGCUCAUUGUUGUCCUGAGGCGCGACAGAAACAUUUUACAUCCGAACCAGACCAGUAAUUUCUACUUGUAAAGCAAGAGCAAACAUGAGCACGAUUAACGUGAAGAAGCUGAAGGUGAACGAGCUGAAGGAUGAGCUGAAGAAGCGGCAGCUCUCGGAUAAGGGCCUGAAGGCCGAGCUCAUGGACCGGCUGCAGGCCGCGCUCGACGCCGAGGCCCGGGCCGGAGACGCCGCGCUCGAGGCGGAAGAUGAAGAGGAGGAAAAUGGCGCCGAGGGGCAUGGCGCUGAGCUCGAGCAAGAGUUCAUGGGCGAAGAGCUGGAGGAGGACGAAGAGCCCGCGGGAGAGAACAUGGAGGCCGAGGAGGAAAAUGGAGGCGGCGGCGGCGGCGCGCCGGAGAGCGAGCAGGGCAACUGCGAGGAGGACAUUGGGCAGGACGACGAAAUGGCCGACGAGGAGGAGGAGCAGGAGCAGGAGGAGGAAGAUGGAGACGCCGGGAUUGAGAUAGACAAAGCGUUCGAGGAGGACGAAGAGGAAGAAGAGGAGGAGGAGGAGGAAGACGACGCCGCCGAUAAAAUCGAGGAAGAAGACGGUGAGCGCGAGUCGCAGGCGGCUGAGGGAGAUGCGGACAAAGACAUCAGUGCUGAUCAGAAGAAUAAGAAGGGUGUUAAGAGACGCCGAGAGGAACAUGGAAGGGGCUACUUUGAAUUUAUUGAAGAAAGCAAAUACAGCCGGGCCAAAUCUCCCCUGCCACCUCUGGAGGAAGAGGACGAGGAGUUUGAUGAUACUCUGGUGUGUCUGGACCCAUACAACUGUGACCUGCACUUCAAAGUGUCACGAGACCGCUACAGCGCCACUUCACUCACGAUGGAGAGCUUUGCCUACCUUUGGGCCGGUGGCCGAGCUUCCUACGGCGUGAGCAAAGGAAAAGUCUGCAUCGAAAUGAAGAUUAUUGAGAAGAUCCCUGUGAAGCAUGUGAAGAGUAAGAACAUGGAUGUCCAUGAUGUGCAGAUUGGCUGGUCCCUGGCGAAUGGCAGUUUGCUGCUCGGAGAGGAGGAGUGUUCUUAUUCUUUCGCAGUCAAGGGGAAGAAGACAGCAAAUUGCGUGACUGAAGACUACGGCGAGGCUUUUGAUGAAAACGAUGUUGUUGGCUGCUUAAUUAAUUUUGAUGGGGAUGAAGUUGAAAUUUCCUAUUCCAAGAACGGGAAGGAUCUCGGUGUGGCGUUCAAAGUCGGUAAGGAGACUCUGGCUGGACGUGCGCUCUUCCCACAUGUCCUCUGCCACAACUGCGCUGUGGAAUUCAACUUCGGGCAGAAGGAGACGCCGUAUUUUCCUCAGCCAGAGGGCUUCACCUUCCUUCAGCAGAUCCCCGUGGAUGAACGCGUGCGUGGACCCAAGGGGCCCGAUACCAAGAAAGACUGUGAGGUCAUUGUCAUGGUUGGCCUCCCUGGAUCCGGAAAGACCUCAUGGGUGAUGAAGCAUGUCGAGGAGAACCCUGGAAAAUACACAAUCCUGGGAACCAACACCAUUGUGGAAAAGAUGAUGAUUAACAGUUUGAAGCGACAGAACAAAGACACAGCAAAACUCACUGCCAUCUCCCAGAGUGCACCGCUCUUCCUUGGCAAGUUCAUCGAGAUUGCUGCCCGCAAGAAGAGGAACUACAUUUUGGAUCAGACCAACGUUUCUGCUGCUGCCCAGAGGAGGAAGAUGUGCCUCUUCGCUGGCUUCCAGCGCAAAGCUGUUGUGGUCUUGCCCACAGAUGAGGCCUACAAGGAACGGACUCAAAAGAAAGCUGAAACUGAUGGCAAAGAUGUUCCUGAGCAUGCUGUGCUCAAGAUGAAGGGUAUAUACACAUUGCCAGAAGUUGGCGACUGCUUCUCGGAGGUCACCUAUGUGGAGCUGCAGAAGGAGGAGGCUACCAAGCUCUUGGAGCAAUACAAAGAGGAGAGCAAGAGUGCCUUGCCUCCAGAGAAGAAGCCUAACCAAGGCACACCCAAGAAAGGCGGUGCUCGCAGCCGAGGGGGCAAAGGCCAGUUCAACAGGGGAGGUGGCCCGGGUCCACGAGGGGGCAGAGGAGCUUUCCAGAACCGUGGCAACUUCAGAGGAAUGCCUGGUCCCCGUGGGGGCUUUGGUCGGCCGCCCCGAGGCGCUCUGCCACCUCCUGCCUUCAGAGGCGGCUUCCCAAGCCGUGGCAGCUUUGGCCGAGGCGCUGGAGGACCCCCCAACAGAAACAUGGUGCCUAGAGGAGCUCCUGCCAGAGGUGGCAUGGGCAGCAUCGCAAACAGAGGUGCAGCCAUGAACCGUGGAAAGCCAAUGCACAGAGGCAACAUGAACCGUGGAGGUGGACAUGGUGGUGGACCCAGCAGGGGCAAUUUCAACCAGAAAUUCCGUGGCCGUGGAGGAAACCAGCAGAACCGUGGUGGAUUUGGCAACAGGAACGGAAACUUUGGCAUGAAUAAAGCCCAAGCCUUCAAUCAGAGCUGGCAGCAGGGGUUCUGGAACCAGAAGCCGUGGAGUCAGCAGUACCACCCAGGAUAUUACUAAACGGGCUUUUGUAUUAAAGACUGGUGGCAUGUGGAGAACUCCCUCUUGUGGCCACAGAGCCCCAACGAUCUACUUUUACUGUCUUUUAAAAAAAUAAAACGUGUUUUAAGAUAAUUUACACGUGGACAUGCAUUCCACAUCACAACAUCAGGUCCCCCAUAGAUGUGAGGGGUUCCCUUUUCCAUACCUGUUUGUAGAAAGAAAAAAAAUUCCCCCUCUCUUCUUAUUUUAGACCUCAUGUUUUGAUAUCAUUAUCAAGAACCACAUUGUUCUGUUUGUUCUGCAUGGGAUGCUUUUGAAUUUCAGAGUUGUGGAUUUUAUUGUCAUUUUUACUAAGUGUAAAUUAUUAUUUUGCAAGUACGUUUUUGUGUAAGGAUCAUGGCAUUUGAGAAUCAGAUCUUGCAGAUCUGAUGGUCACAUUUUAGAGGCUAUUAAAGGAAGUUGUAGUGAUUUAGCAGCAAAAAGCCUAUUCAUUGAUCAGAAAACCAUUCUAUUUUACCCCUAACUCGUUGCUUUUCCUGUCAUUUUGUGUUUCAGUCCAAUAUGUACUAGUUAAACUCCAUAGGUUUACAAUAAAUGGGUUAUUUGCUUUUGUACAA
Pangasianodon hypophthalmus (striped catfish) is the source of this 3221-nucleotide messenger RNA. It is a transcript of the gene hnrnpub, whose product is annotated as heterogeneous nuclear ribonucleoprotein Ub. NCBI's taxonomy places the organism in Eukaryota, Metazoa, Chordata, Actinopteri, Siluriformes, Pangasiidae. Gene Ontology annotation, molecular function: snRNA binding; transcription corepressor activity; RNA polymerase II C-terminal domain binding. The record is from RefSeq and is a predicted model, not a curated record. The transcript has 14 exons. The coding region runs from base 166 to 2622 and encodes 818 amino acids. Gene Ontology annotation, cellular component: nuclear matrix; kinetochore; nuclear chromosome. Gene Ontology annotation, biological process: CRD-mediated mRNA stabilization; positive regulation of transcription by RNA polymerase II; regulation of alternative mRNA splicing, via spliceosome.